ACGACGCCCAGUCCCUUGCAAACCGGGACCACACUCGCACCUCGCAAGACCCCUUCACUCCACCGGAGUACAGAAGGAUAUCACCAUGUUGGGACCAAGCGUUGCCGUCUUCGUCGCCCUCCUGGCAGCUGCGUCUGUGGACGCGUCCCACUUCCGGGGCGGGACCAUCUCCUGUACACCUGACAUGGACGACACGGACCUGGUCCACUGUAACUACCGCAUGGGCUGGCGGCUGUCCAGUAACGCUGGCGAGUGCGACCAGCACGCGAUCGACAACAACGAGCUGAUGAGCGGGGAGGGGACGUGGAACACUCCUAACGGCAGGAUCCCCGCAAGCUUCUACUGUACCGACUACAGCGUGCAGGAGGACUGGCAACAGGGCGUUAACACACUCACGGUCAACCUGCGCAACGCAACCACGGUCAGCAACGUAACCGCGGCCAACGGGACAUACACCGUCAGCUUUGACGGCUGCUGUUGGAUCUCCGUCCUCCGUCCCGGAGGCGGCACCCACGAUCCAGACUGGCAGGUCAGGACUCAGUUCGACAUCGGCGUGAGAGGCGACACCGGCCGACCCAACUCCUCUCCCAUCACUGCCAGCUCGGCUAUACACAGGAUCCAGAGCAGCUGUGACGCCGUAGUCCGGAUCCCGACCGAAGACUCAGACGGCGACACCGUGAAGUGUUACUACUCCUCCGUGUUCCAUGAGUGCGGGGAGGCCUGCGACCCACUGCCCUUCUCACACCUGGAUGAGGACACCUGUGAGAUUUCGUACAACACGUCGCACGGCAUGCUGACGCCCGGCUGGUACGCCAUAGCCUUGACCCUGGAAGACUAUCCGCCGGGAGCGCCAAGAACAGCCGGGUCCGGACUCAGCAGGGUGCCUGUGCAGUUCCUGGUCGACGCUUACACCUCUAACACCCCGUGCAACCUGAAGCCCCAGCUGAUCGGACAGACGCCUGAGGCCGGGGACAGGGUGGUCAUACCGGCCGGGGGCACUUAUCAUGCAGUUAUAGAGGCGGAGGCACAGAGUCCCGGAGCUACUAUCGUGGAAAUUGCAACAGUUUCCCCACGUGGGAUGAUCAAGUCAGACCUGGUCAACGAUCCCGACAUGCCCCACCACGCCUACGUCAACAUCACGUGGUCGCCGACCCAGGCGCAACUCGGACAGCACAUUUUCUGUUUCCGGGCUCAGGACAGCAACAUGGAGAACUCUGACCAGCGGUGCAUGACUCUUGUGUACAUGGGGACCCACGAUGUUGACGAGUGUCGGGACAACAACGGCAACUGUUCCCACGCAUGCGUCAACACAGUCGGGUCGUACCACUGUGCCUGCCCGGCGGGGAUGUUUUUAAGUCUGGAGGACAACAAGGAAUGCGAGGACAUCGAUGAAUGUGCCCGGGACCCAGGCAUAUGUCAUGCCAACGCGGCCUGCAUCAACAUAUGGGGGUCGUACAUCUGCGAGUGUGACCCGGGAUAUUUCGGGGAUGGAACAACAUGUAUAAUUGACAUAGACGACUGCGCCAACGGGACCCACGGUUGCCACGAGCAUGCGCACUGCAUCGACCUGCCGGGGUCACAUGACUGCAUCUGUGACGCAGGGUUUGUCGGAGACGGCGAAACUUGUACAGAUGUUAACGAGUGUGCUGAGGGUGUGCACAUGUGCCCCACCAACGCCAGCUGCACCAACAUGCCCGGCUCUUACACCUGCAAGUGUGACCCGGGACACGAGUGGGAUGGGACCGCAUGUUCAGAUUUCGACGAGUGUUCUGUCGACAAUGGGAAGUGCGAAGAUAUCUGCAUCAACACGGUUGGAGGUCAUCAGUGCGCAUGCUCCAACAGCCUUCUUGUUCUCGCAGAGGACGGUCUAGGAUGUACACUUGUUGGGGCGGAGACCACCUGCACCAAUGAGGGAAUGGAGCUGGCUUUACCCGAGGAGCAGCUCGCGCUCGUCAACACUAAUGACCUGCACUGGGCUCCAGACCAGAACUGCCGGGCAGUGUUCAACGGUACACACCACCUGCUAAGGACUGGCCUGUACCAGUGUGGCACUACGGUAACCUUUGACUCAACCUAUGUCAUCUUCACCAACCUGAUCAGCCUCAUCAACAUCCACAACGCAACAGGCAUCAUCACCCGUGACGAUGACAUCAUCAUCUACUCCAAGUGCAAGUACGAGCGGGAAGAGGACGUGUCUGCACAGUUCAUGCCCAUCCCCGGCGGACUGGAGUUCACGGAGGUCGGGUUUGGCACGCUGUCCAUCCGGCUGGACAUGUUCCACUCCCAGCACUACCUCCAGCCUUACACAGUCACCGAGUACCCGGUACACAAGAGCCUCAGAGACAACCUGUACUUCCAGCUGCAAGUGGAAGGGCACAGCCAGCGUCUGUCCAUCCUUGCGCUGAGCUGCAAGGCUACCAUGUCACCCAACAAGGACGAUGCACUGCAGUAUGCGCUCAUUGACGACGGCUGUGCUGUUGACGAGACCCUGCAGUUCUACAGCAGCUACAACCUGGCCACUCAGCAGUUCGGCUUCGAGGCCUUCCGCUUCAUCCGGGAACUCCGGACGGUGUACAUCCACUGUGAGGUGGAGGUGUGCGAUGCAUCCGAGCCCGGAUCUCGCUGUGCACAGGGUUGCGCUCCCGGUGCCCGCCGCAAGAGGGCGCUGUCCGACAUGACCGGAAGGCACGACAUCUUCCAGGGACCCAUCGUCUGGGACGAAACUGAGAGCGAGAGCAAGGUUGCCUCCCUCAGUACCGGUGCGCUGGCAGCUGCGGUCAGCCUGGGCUCGCUGGUCACCCUGAUCGCCCUGGCUGCAGUUCUGGUGGCCGUCAGAGUGAGGCGCUCCAGGAAUAGGCGUGCGGCUGAGUACCAACCGGUCCAGACUGACUGCGACGACUGAGGACACGUUUAAAGAUUGCUAAAACAUUCCAGCAACUGCUGAAGUCACAACAACGACUAUCAUUUGAAACAUUUUUUUAUUGCAAGCUUAAUCCAUAAAUACAAGACAUGAACACAUUCUAAUACAAAUAAUAAUUUUUUAUUGCAUUGGCCAAAGACAAGUACAAAUCAGGUCCUUUUUUUACGCCACAUUUUUUUGUGAUAUUCAGAAACAUCUUUUAUUUUUCCAUCACAGAAAAUAUCUUACCUUAGUGUAGCCUGGGUAACAAACCUUUGGUCAGCUUUGGGGUGAUUUUCCUGCCCCAGCCCGUGGUCUUUACUAAGCACAGGCCAGCUAAACCGUUUGCAAAAAGCUGGUUUGAUGGCCCGAAACGCUACCAGCCCUGAAGAGAUAGCACUCAGAGCUUACGGGGGUCUGGCUACCAUGCUAACUUUAGUGUGACUUUGGUGCAAAUUAGGAAACAAAUCCAAAACGCUGUAUGCAAAUGUGAUUCAGUGUAAGCAAUUUUUUAUGUUUGUAAACGUGGCUGCUAUUCAACAAGACGAAA
Messenger RNA from Branchiostoma belcheri (Belcher's lancelet), 3449 nucleotides. Its product is annotated as uromodulin-like. Gene Ontology annotation, molecular function: calcium ion binding. Bases 86 to 2902 code for a protein of 938 amino acids. Lineage: Eukaryota; Metazoa; Chordata; Leptocardii; Amphioxiformes; Branchiostomatidae. The record is from RefSeq and is a predicted model, not a curated record. The transcript has 22 exons.